This is a messenger RNA of Lepisosteus oculatus (spotted gar), 4647 nucleotides long. The record is from RefSeq and is a predicted model, not a curated record. NCBI's taxonomy places the organism in Eukaryota, Metazoa, Chordata, Actinopteri, Semionotiformes, Lepisosteidae.
GCAACGGGCCGCGCAUGCGCGGAGCUGGGCGAGCAUGCGCAGUCCAAACGCAGGGGACAUUCCCAGCGCGAACAUGUCACAUGAUAGGGGUACGAGUUUCCCCAGCAGUGCAGAGACUCAUCUCCGACAAAUACGUCCAGAGGGGCCCAAAAACAAAAAGAAAACCUUCUCCCCAAGUCGUGUAGUAAUAUGCAAAAUAAACUCCCAGUUGCGAGCUGUGACUGAGAGAGCCUUUAAUCCCAAGGGGGCAAUUUGUUCAGCAUCAGUUGGGCGUCUGCUGGCCACCCGUUUUACACCUCUCAGAUUUUUUAAAAGGAGGGUUACUUACAGUAAUUAAACAUAAACUUUGUUAAAUUUAGCAGUAUUGUAAAACAUCACCACUCGUUUCAAAUUGCGCACCAUACAUGCUAAGUAGCAAGAGAAGUCUGAAAUCGCAAGAUGCCCCCAGUACAAUCUGAGGUUUGCACCAAUGUCACUAGCCCGAGGUGGGGGGGAUCAGACAAGACAGCAUCAGCCGCUCCCGUUCGCAUCGAUCGCCGAGUGAAUCGCUGCAAGAGACAAUCGACCGGCACUGUUGUGCUGUCAGUGCAGCUGCUGAGCGUGUGUGCGCGUCUGCAGAGACGGGGAAGGAGUGGGACAGAUAGCAAACGGGUCACUGGCGUUGAGCAGGACGGCGAAGGAGAAAGGAGAAGAAUGAACCGCUUCAAAAUCUCCAAAUUCAAGAACACCACCCCAAAAAUCCCCAAGAAAGACGGGUGGAUCAGUGAUGUCAGGGCGGGGUCUUUCACUUCCUGUGGGAACCAGAUCAAAUCCAGCUGUAGGUUUGUGGCCUUCAGCGCAGAGCAGACCGGGGGUGGGAUUCUGGGCCUGGUGUCCCUGGACCCUGGACCUGACGAGAGGUGGACAGUAUCGCAGAUUCCCUGUCACGCGGACCUGAUAACAGACUUUGAUUUCUCCCCGUUUGACGACAGUCUUUUGGCUACCUGCUCUGCUGACGAGACUGUGAAGGUGUGGAGGCACAGGGGAGGCUGCAGGACUUCAGCGGUCCCUCCUCUCCACGUUCCGUGCGGGAUCACGCUCGCUGACAUCCGCCCACGUCCCACCCAGCUGCACCGCCGGCCUGGCAUUCCAGAAAAACAGCCGGAAAAGAGCGCAGCAGGCCAUCCAAAUAAUAAAGAUUCACGGGUCAUCUGGAUCAAGGACUCUGACAAUAUCCUGACAACGGGAUUCAAUCAGAUGCGCGAGAGGGAAGUGAAAGUGUGGGAUGCCAGAAAGCUGGGAUCCUCGCUGGGCUCUGUGUCUCUGGGCACCUCCGCAGGGACUCUCAUUCCACUCCUCGACCCAGACUCUGGCCUGCUGGUGUUGUCAGCAAAGGGUGACAGUGUUAUCCACUGCUUCGAGGUGACCACUGCCCAGCCCUUCCUCGCUCAAGUGAGCCAGUGCCUGACUGAAGCCCCCACAAAGGGAAUCGCCAUGGUACCCAAGCUGGCUCUUGAUGUCAUUUCCUGUGAGGUGCUGCGAGUCUUACAGCUGACUGACAGCUUCAUCGUGCCUGUGAGCUACCAUGUCCCCCGCAAGUCUGGACAGGACUUCCAUGAAGAUCUGUACCCCGACACUCUGGGACAGACCCCUGCCAUGACAGCGCAGGGGUGGUGGACUGGAGAGAACAAACAGGUGGCGAAGGUGAGCCUCCACCCGGCCAAGCGCCCGCUCAAGAGAAGCGCGAUUCCCAGCUCAGAGGGCACUGCCAGGUCAGGGCCCGCCAGUCAGCCCGCGAAGAAGGACCUGCCCAUAGCAAAGAGCCAAGAGGAGGAUGCGGCUGGCCUCUCUUCGUCUAGCAGCUCCCUGACCAGUCCCAGCAGCCCCGGCAGCGUGGGCCAGUCUCCCUCGACCACCAGCCUGUCCAGUGGCUUCGUCAACAGCCCCAGCCAGCGCUCACUGCAGAGCAUUCUGGGCCCCAGCUCCAAGUUCCGGCACGCCCAGGGCACCGUGCUGCACCGCGACACCCACGUCACCAACCUCAAGGGCCUGAGCCUCACCACGCCGGGGGAGUGCGACGGCUUCUGCGCCAACCGGGAGCGCGUGGCGGUGCCGCUGGCCAUCGCCGGGGGGCAGAUCGCUGUGUUCGAGCUGUCGCAGCCCGGACGCCUGCCCGACACCUCCUUUCCCACCAUCCAGAACACCUCAGCGGUGGCCGACCUCUGCUGGGACCCCUUCAACGCCUGCAGGCUGGCCGUGGCGGGUGAAGACGCCAAGAUCAGGGUGUGGCUGGUGCCCAAGGGAGGUCUGACGGAGACCCUGACAGAGCCGGAGCGUAUUCUCCAGGGUCACACAGAGAAGAUCUACUCGCUGAAGUUCCACCCCCUGGCCUCUGGGAUCCUGGCCUCUUCCUCCUACGACUUGACUGUGCGCCUGUGGAAUCUGGACUCUGGCAAGGAGGUCAAGCUGCUGAGGGGACAUCAGGACCAGAUUUUCAGCCUGGCCUGGAGUCCGGAUGGUAAGUUCCUGGCCACCGUGUGCAAAGAUGGCAAAAUGCGCAUUUAUGACCCCCGCAAGUCCACAGAGCCCACUCAGGAGGGUCCCGGCCCUGAAGGGGCCCGUGGUGCCCGAGUGGUGUGGGCCUGCGCUGGCCAGUACCUGCUGGUGUCUGGAUUUGACAGCCGAAGCGAACGCCAGAUCUACCUCUACGCGGUGGAGUCCCUGGCCUCAGGACCGGUGGCUUCCGUGGGCACCGACGUGUCCCCCUCCACCCUCAUCCCCUUCUAUGACGAAGACACCAGCACGGUCAUCCUCACCGGCAAGGGCGACACCCGUGUGUACAUCUAUGAGAUCCUGCAGGAGUCCCCCUAUUUCCUAGAGUGUAGCCAUUUUAACUCUUCCGAGCCACAUAAGGGCCUCGUCUUCCUGCCGAAGACGGAGUGUAACGUGCCUGACGUAGAGUUCGCUCGGGCGCUGCGGCUCAGCAAGACCUCUAUCGAACCCGUGGCGUUCCGUGUGCCCCGCGUCAAGAAAGAGUUCUUCCAGGAUGACCUCUUUCCUGAUACCGCGGUGUGGUGGGAGUCGGCUCUGGCGGCCUCUGCCUGGCUUUCGGGAGCUAACGGGCAGCACCGCAGAAUCAGCCUGCGGCCCAAGGACAUGACUCCUGUGAGCGAGGCCCCCAAGGAGGCACCAGUGCGGAAGUACCUGCCCUCGUCAGUGUACCUCGAGGAGAAGACUGACGAACAGAAGAAGGAGGAGCUGCUCAGCGCCAUGGUGGCCAAACUGGGGAACCGGGAGGACCCUCUGCCCCAGGACUCCUACCAGGGCGUGGAAGAGGAUGAGUGGGAUGACUAAAGGGACCAGAUCCUUGGGACCAGUCAGGGUGCCUGUAGCGAUAAAAAGCUGCCUGGGAAUCGUCGUGCCGUUUCUGAACACAUCUCCCUGCCUCUGAACCCCACCCGGCCUGCCAUUCCGGACUCUACCCCUCCCACAAGUCCCCCUCCACCCUGCCUCUAACAGUCACUGGCUGCCUGUCUUUAGAGCUGGGGUCCCCUCUGUAUCCCCAAAGUUACUGUAAGACCCUGCCUGCUUGUCUUUAGAGUUGGGGUCCCCUCUGUAUCCCUAUGGUUACUGUGAGAUCCUGCCUGCCUGUCUUCAGAGCUGGGGUCCUCUCUAUAUCCCCACAGUUACCGUAAGACCCUGCCUGCCUGUCUUCAGAGCUUUAAGACCUGCUGUACGACUUGAAAGGCAUCAGCACCCAGUCAAUCACACACAGAGAGCCCAGUCUAGUCAGCCUGUACCCAGAUAGCAGCAGAUGCAGGUGCUACAUGGCUUGUCACAUACUAAUCCCACAACUCUUCGGUUCCAAAGGAAAGUAUUUUAUUGAACUUCUCCAAAGCAGUGAAGUGAUCUGAGGGCGUCAAGCGAUUCCUUACAGACCAUUUACUGCUGACCACCUGGCCGUCUUUAACAACAGGCGUUUUGAAAGGAAAUGCUUUUCUCUUGGCACAAAUCACUCCUUGAAACUCAACAAAAGAGAGAAUUUGUCCUUGGGAAUCUCAUGAUCCUGAUCCUCAAACACUCAAUUGCGCAAUGCACUGUGCAACUAAAGAAGCUGAGAGGCAGAGUGCUUCGCUCUGCGUUUUCUGCAUCGACAUCUCAAGCUGCACGGUACUGUUUUAUAAAGAGGCUUUCCAGUACAAUCCAGUAUUAUUGCUUUUGUCUUUAUUUGCAAUCUGGAUGCCGCCUGGCGCGUGCCGAUACUCAGUGUCUGGAGUUGGUACGUUUUGUGAUGUAGGUGAGCUCAGAUUGGGUGGCAGUUCAACCUCUUCCUUGCUCAAAUACACCGCACUCCUACUGGACACAGUAUUGCUUUAAAUGGAGAAGCCAGGUGUUGAUGGCUGUGGCGUAAACAUUUGAUGCAACACACACAUUUAGGGAACACACACCUCUUACUGAGGCUAUGCCAGGAACGACUGCUGUCCCCGCCAUGCCCUGUCCAGUUCAUCUCAUCUCACUGGGCCCUGGGGACAAACCAACCCACUUCUUUCUCAGGCUGGGCAGUUUUUAUACUCGGAAUCAACAAGAUGCAUCUCUUUUCCUUCUCUCUUUCUGUUCUUUUAUGUCUUUUAUGUAGUGUUGUAGACAAAUAAAACAGAAACUGUAAAA